AUGCGCAGACUCUCAAUUUCCUCCUCACAAACAAGCAAACGGCGCAGUCUUCUCCGCCGCAAACGCAAAUCUCGAAUGAGCGCGGAUACACCAUCGACAGACUCUUCAACGGACAGCACCGUCAGCAGCUCAGGAAACGCAGAAGCAGCGCUCACGUCCUUGUUCGCGACGACAUCGCUCACACGAGUGCCUUCAAGAUCCUCCGAUACCGUCAAGAAGAUGGUCCAGAAGAACAAUAUCCCAGGCUCCUUGGGCAAGAUGACGCCGGCUACCCAUCCCGGCAGUCUGGCCAUCACCGAUACCGACACCACCAACAAAACCAAUAAAACCAACAAAACUAACAAAGACGGCGUGGCUAUGACGGCAGAGAAGCUGUCAGACCUGUCCCCACCUGCUAAGACAGAAUAUGGAGCUCUACGUGAACAUUGCCCCGGCCUGCCAGAAGACCCGAAUCUCCAUGGUGGCAUUCUGCUCCUUGUAACCGACUCCGUUGGCGAGGUGAAGCUCGGGAAAUGCGAUGGAGAGCCUGGCUGCGAGACGCCCUCUAAGCUGGGGAGCUUGAAGAGACGGGCAAAGACGAACUUUGGGGACUAG
Molecule: messenger RNA, 594 nt
Organism: Nannizzia gypsea CBS 118893
Lineage: Eukaryota; Fungi; Ascomycota; Eurotiomycetes; Onygenales; Arthrodermataceae
Exons: 1
Coding region: 1-594 (197 amino acids)
Source: RefSeq, a predicted model, not a curated record